Molecule: messenger RNA, 3442 nt
Organism: Archocentrus centrarchus (flier cichlid)
Lineage: Eukaryota; Metazoa; Chordata; Actinopteri; Cichliformes; Cichlidae
Gene: dym
Product: dymeclin
Exons: 17
Coding region: 271-2271 (666 amino acids)
Biological process (GO): Golgi organization
Cellular component (GO): Golgi apparatus
Source: RefSeq, a predicted model, not a curated record
ACGUGGAAAACAUGGAGGACAGGAGUCUGUAGAGUAAACUUAACUGUCUGAAAUACAAAGCAAUUUCAGGCCUUUUCCUUUGUAAGUCACACUUAAUAAAUAAAUCGGACAAAAUUUCAGAUCAUUUUAAAAGGCAGCAGUCGCAUCUGAACGGUCCUGGGAGGCAGGAGAGUCGCGGAAACUCCGAGAAGCGUUUAUGACAGGUUUUGGCAUAUGCCUGGAGAAGAAGCAGUGAAGAACAGUGACUCUGGCUGAGUGGAGCCAGCAAAGAUGGGAGCCAACACCAGCCAGGUCGGUGACCUGUCCGAUAACCCCAGCCUCAAGGCCCUGGUGGGCACAGAGUCCAUAUCGGAGAAUGACCCUUUCUGGAACCAGCUCAUCUCCUUCACCUUUAUCAGUCCCACCAACAGUGGAGAAUCUAAGUUUAUGGAAGAAGCUGUCAUACCGCUGGCCAAGAUCCUCAUUGAAAACAAUCCCAGAACAGGGAACUUUGGCGCUCUCGUGAGAAUUUUCCUGGGAAGAACCAAAGAGCUGAAAAUCUCGACAGAAUGCCAAGACCAGCUGUUUAUCUGGCAGGCCCACAAUGCACUGUUCAUGAUUCGCUGCCUGCUCAAGGUCUUCAUCAGGGAAAUGAGUGAAGAAGAGCUGCACCAACAGUUCUCCUACCAGGAGAGGGCACCAGGAUCCUGUGGAGGGAGCGAAGACCUUCUUGAGGAGCUGUUGUCCAGCCUUGUUCACCUGAUCGUUGAAGUGCCCCUGCUUGACAUCACCUAUAGCAUCCUGUUUGAGGCAGUGACCACGCUGCUGGUAUUCUUCUCCUAUCAGCUCUUCCACAAAGACAUCCUCCGAGAUGGAUUAAUCUACCAGCACAUCUUGAAGGGCCGAUGUGUGUGUUUAACCAGUCGACUGGUGAAGACCUUGCUAUACAACUUCAUAAGACAAGAGAAGUGUCCUCCUUCAACGCACAUUUUUGAACCAAAAGCUGAAGGCGGCUUGCUUUACGGACUGGCGUCAGGGGUGGCAAGCAGUCUGUGGAAUGUCUUCACAUUGGGUGGAGCUGGCAGCAGAGCUGGGAUAGACCAGGAUCAUGACCCUUUACCUUUGUCCAAUCAGAGCCUUAUGUUACUCCUGGUAUUAGCCAAUCUGACAGAUGGUCCUGAUUGGCCCAACCCCUACCGCCAGGCUAUCACUUGUUUCAGAAACACACAAGACACGUCAUCGCUGCCUGUAGAGCAACCUCACACUUUCCAGAUCAAUUUCAACAGUCUGUACACAGCUUUGUGUGAGCAGCAGCGCUCUGACCAAGCCACAUUAUUACUGUACACCCUGCUUCAUCAAAACACCAACAUGAGAACCUACGUGCUGUCAAGAACCGACAUGGACAAUCUGGUGUUGCCAAUCCUCGAGAUCCUUUACCAUGUAGAGGAAAGAAACUCUCAUCAUGUCUACAUGGCCCUCAUUAUUCUCCUCAUCCUUACAGAGGAUGAUGCUUUCAAUCGUUCCAUCCAUGAGGUGGUAUUAAAGAACAUCUCAUGGUACACGGAGAGAUCACUAACUGAGAUCUCUCUUGGCAGUUUGCUCAUCCUGGUGGUAAUUCGCACUAUCCAGUUCAACAUGACCCGGACAAGGGAUAAAUACCUGCACACUAAUUGUCUCGCUGCACUUGCCAACAUGUCAGCCCAGUUUCGAUGUCUCCACCAGUACGCUGCCCAGCGCAUCAUUAGUUUGUUUGCUUUGCUUUCCAAAAAGCACAACAAGGUUUUGGAGCAGGCGACGCAGUCUCUGAGAGGCAGACAGGAAGACAGCACGGCCUUGCCAGACUAUGCCCAGGACCUCAGUGUGAUUGAGGAAGUGAUCCGCAUGAUGCUGGAAAUCAUCAACUCUUGCCUGUGCAACUCUCUACACCACAACCCUAACCUGGUGUACGCACUCCUGUACAAGAGGGAGCUCUUUGAGCAGUUCAGGACGCAUCCAUCCUUCCAGGACAUCAUGCAGAACCUCGACACGGUGAUUGGCUUCUUCAGCCAGCGUCUGGAGCAGGCUGGAAGUGACCUGUCUGUUGAGAGAGUUCAGGAGGUCAUCAUGAAAGGAGCCCAGGCACUGCCAAAAGACAGACUGAAGAAAUUUCCAGAGCUCAAGUUCAAGUAUGUGGAGGAGGACCAGCCAGAGGACUUCUUCAUCCCCUACGUGUGGUCCCUGGUCUUCAACUCUGGAGUCGGCCUCCACUGGAGCCCACACGGGAUCGAGCUGUUCAGCAUGGACUCUGGCUGAAGGACACGCUGCAGCAGAUUGUGUGUCUCCAUCUCCGUUCAGUACAGAAAAAGAAACUGAUGGGGGUGUGUGUGUGUGUGUGUGUGUUUUGGGUAGGUGUGUAUGCAUUACCCUUUAUAGUAUGUGCACGCUGCUUUGAAAGUGCCUCGACCUUGUAGAGGAUGGUGUUUCUUUUUUAUGCAGCACAACUUCGUUUCCCUUGAUAUAAUAAUUUCUCUGCUUCUACACUGUGAAGCUUUACCUGCGCUGGGUUACAGUUCCCACAGUAGCUCCUGCUCACGCACCGUCAGUCCUGCGGUGAACACCUGUUGGUACAUCUGAGCAGCUUCAUCUGGCUCUACGGCACAUGCUGACAUGCUCUGAUAUCACGAGGAGCUCAGGACACUGGCAAUGGCUAUUUCCAAGUUGUUGUUUUUUUUCCCCCUUGCUUACAAAAAGGUCAGUUAAAACAUGCAAACACGUUACACCGCUCUGAUAAAAACAUUCAUUUACUUCUGCACUGAAUAUUUAAAAACUGUUUUGACUCAACAACUGCCACCUGUCUUGAAAGACACAUUAUUCAUUCAAAUAAAAAAACCUUUGUUACUGAUUUUACACGAUUUUCUUUCGUCCGCACAUUGUUCUGUCUGUUCAGUGGCUUUUUAAACAUUUUUGUUUGUGAAAUGAGGAUAAGCGAGAGAAUUUAUCACCAAAAGAAAGUCCUCUGUUGUCAUUAGUAUGCAAGAGUUACAGUUAAUUAAAGGAUGGGAUAAUAUAAGCAGUGUGCAUCACUCUAAUUCAUGUGAUUUCAUUGUUACUUUCAGCUCAUUUAUUUGACUUUACCUUGUCUGGGUCAUUUGCAAAUACUUAAACUAGGACAGUCAUUAAACCUCCUGUCCUAUUGUGCUUAAUUACCGUUGUCUCUUUAACUUAUGUUAUUUCAAGUUUAACUAGGGACUUAAGUUAUUUAUUUUCAUGUAUAUUGUUUUUAUAUAUAUUCAGCAUCCCAAAAUGUAAAUCAUAGUAGUACUGAAAAGACUACUAUUAACAAAAGAGGAAAAAACGAUGGUACUAUUCUUUGAUUAUUCCCAGAUGGGAAACUGGCUUUAUAUAAAUGCAUAUAAUAUGAUGACAGCUGUCCUUUUAUGGCAAAGUUUACUUUGAAAAUAGAAGUUUAAAUAAAAGAGUAAAA